AUGUAUGGGAAUUUGAUGAGGAGAGUGAAGCUUUUGAGCCCUUUGUUUGAGGAACUUAAAGAUAGUGAACAACAGCUUGAUGAUGGUGAUCUUAAAGGGUUACAGGCUUUGAGAGUUGCUUUGAAUUUGGCUUUGGAGGUUCUAAAAUCGGUCAACGAUGGCAGUAAGAUUUAUCAGUUAAUUGUUCCUUGUAAAUCUAUUUCUAUCGGCAAGCUGGUUAAUACGGAAUUCACAAAAAAUCAGUUUGUCAACCAUGAUAGAUGUGGUCAAUUCGGUAAACCUAUUUUCGGGGCUAUAGUGAAAUGCGAUAUUAAUAGUUUUUGUAAUCGUAAUUGGUGUAUAACCGAUGGAAAGUAUCAACAAGCAAUAGGAAUGUCAAUUGAAUGCCGAAGGUUGGAUAAACUUAGGGAAGCAAUUACAAAGAGUGCUAAUGUUCAUGCAACUCUGUCAUAUUGCACGGAUGUAUCUCAUGCUUUUGUGAAUAGGAGACAAUAUCGCCGUGAGGUACUUCUUCUUGUCAAAGUAUACCAAGAUCUUGCAUCCCCCAACUACUUAAACAUUUUCCAGUGCCUUAUGCUCCUCCAUCAACCUGAUGGUGUUGCAAGCAUACUCGAGAAACUUUUAAGAUCCGAAAAAAAGAUGAUGCGAUGA
Molecule: messenger RNA, 651 nt
Organism: Helianthus annuus (common sunflower)
Lineage: Eukaryota; Viridiplantae; Streptophyta; Magnoliopsida; Asterales; Asteraceae
Product: 26S proteasome non-ATPase regulatory subunit 1
Exons: 4
Coding region: 1-651 (216 amino acids)
Biological process (GO): proteasome-mediated ubiquitin-dependent protein catabolic process
Cellular component (GO): nucleus; proteasome storage granule; proteasome regulatory particle, base subcomplex
Source: RefSeq, a predicted model, not a curated record